Molecule: messenger RNA, 2504 nt
Organism: Lactuca sativa (garden lettuce)
Lineage: Eukaryota; Viridiplantae; Streptophyta; Magnoliopsida; Asterales; Asteraceae
Cellular component (GO): membrane
Molecular function (GO): protein binding
Source: RefSeq, a predicted model, not a curated record
CUAAGAGAUGGAAGCAGGAGGACUGAAGAAAGGAAAAUAAAAAUAUAGAAAGAUGGCAAAUACAAUCUCUAGCUCUAAUCCACAUGUCACACUGGAAGUUGGAGAAGAAUACACAUAUCCAUACCCAUCAAAUGUUUAUACCCCCAGUUUUAUUAGCUUGAAGCUUAGUGGUAGGGAAAACUAUCGUAUGUGGAAAACACAGAUGGUGUGUCUCUUAAAGAGUCAUGAUAUGUUUGGUUUCAUUGAUGGAACAUUCAUAAGCCCUGAUCAUGAAGCCAGUAGUAGUAGUGUUUCGGGGAAGGAGAAAGUGGGUGAGCAUCAGAAUCAUCAGAAGCUGUGGACACGAUCAGAUGCCCUUGUGAAGGGUUGGAUUCUUGGUUCUUUAUCUGAAGAAACACUUGGGCGUGUUUUGAAUCGUCUCUCAGAAAGACUCCAUCAUCAAGGGAGAAAUGCAGAUGAUUUCAGUGGAAUAGAUGCAUGGUUUGAACUACAGACUAUGUACGGUCCUGCUGUUUUUCCACAGCCACAACUGUCUCCUGUUGUUGAAGAUACAGUACACGAUCAAGAGAGAGCAAUCGACCUCCACAUGCUGUAUGAUAUUAGUCAAGCUGGAAUAUGGAAUUCAGUCGAAACAGUAUUGAGACGGGGAAGGGUUACAGUGAUAGACAAAAUCAGCAAUAAUGGCAACACCACACUCCAUAUAGCAGUCGGUACUUCCAAGGAGCCGGAAUUCUUAGAGAAAUUGUUGGACAGGAUACCGGAGAACACACAACUACAGGAUCUAAGAAAUUCAGACGGAAGCACGCUACUUCAUGUGGCUGCCAUUAUUGGCAACACUGAAGCUGCUGACAUCUUGGUGGCAAGAAACCCAGAGUUGUUGUUCGCAAAAGACAAGGAAGGUCAGACCCCACUAGCCUUGGCUCUUUCUAAUAUGAAUACCCAAACAGCCCGACAUCUGCUGCAACACAUCAAUGAUACUGAUGAUAGACAAAAGGAGGCUCUGUUUUCUGGCACAACUGGUGAUGACCUUCUAGUUACUCUUAUUUCCGCUAAAGAUUUUGGCUUUGCAAGAGAUCUGUUGCGGCAUUACAAAACAUUGCAUAGUGAUGCUGUGCUGAUGGCUAUAGCUCAACAUUUCCCACACGAACUCAAUAUAUUGGAACAAUAUACAGGGACUGAUGCUAGAUUAGUUGAGAGGGCCGAAUUUCUGAAAGCCUUUAUGGAUGAGAGACGUCUUCCAUGGGUUUCCAGGGUCAUAAUCAUCCCAUUCAGUCGAGUGGCUUACUUCGUCGGCUUGCUUUUCCUGAAAAUGCUUAAGAUGUUAGUGUCUCCAUUCAUUAACAAGAGAGUUCAAAUUCAUGAAGAUGCUAUGGAACUGUUGCAGAAUGUAUGUAACUUGAUAAUAAACAAAAAAAACGACUCCAGCUCUUACCAUCACUAUUACACAGAUCCGCUUCUUGAAGCCAGUAGACAAAAUGCAUACGAGUUUGUAGAAUAUAUUGUGUUUCACUUCCCUAAUGCAAUUUUAAGUGCUAACGAUGAUGGUCACAAUAUUAUUCAAUAUGCUGUGAUAAAUCGCUCAGAAAAGGUUUACAACCUCCUUUAUCAAAUGAGCGAGCAUCGGAAUAUAUAUCGAACAGUUAGAGAUUCUUCUGGGAAUAACUUGUUGCAUCUAGCUGCAAGAUUGGCACCUAACAACAAACUUAAUCUUAUAUCAGGAGCAGCUUUACAAAUACAACGUGAACUGCAAUGGUUUAAGGAAGUGGAAGGAUUCAUUUGUCCUUUAAGUGUCAUACAAAAGAACUCUUGUAACGAAACACCCCAAACCGUAUUUACUACAGAGCACAAGGACUUGGUGGUUGAGGGAGAAAAAUGGAUGAAGUCCACUGCAGAGUCCUACACAAUCACAGCUGCAUUAAUCAUCACAAUUGUGUUUGCAGCAGCAAUUACAGUGCCUGGAGGAAACAAGCAGGAAACCGGGAUACCAUUGUUUACAAACAAUGUUGCCUUCACUAUAUUCGCAAUAUCGGAUGCCAUUUCAUUAUUCGCAGCUGUUACAUCAUUGUUAAUGUUUUUGUCAAUUCUUACUGCACGUUUUGCUGAACAAGACUUUCUCUUCAAGUUGCCUACGAAGUUGAUAAUUGGUUUGGCCACCUUGUUCAUCUCAACCACAGCCAUGAUAAUAGCUUUUGCUGCUACAUUAUUCCUUGUAUUUGGCCAAAGGAACUCAAGGAUUCUUGUUGCUAUAGCUGUCUUGACAUGCCUACCAAUUACUUCUUUUGUGACACUGCAGUUCCCUCUUGUCAUAGAGUUGAUGAAUGCUACAUAUGGUCGUCGUAUUUUUGGUAAGCAAAUAGAUUAUCCUUUUUAUUAAUUUUUUUUAUUGGAUUAUAGAAUAAGGAUAGAGGUGAAAAGUGGUAAAGAAAUUGUAGUUAUUUGAUUUUUGUAGUAAUUAAGUUAUUUGAUGUAUUAAGAUGGCGAAAUAUUGAUUGGGUGAUUAAAUA